CUGUUAUCGUCAAAGAAAUGCCAGCCCACUUCUUAUAGCUCGCUCUCCCUUUUUUUCGCUCUCUCUCUCUCACACACACACCCCCUCCCUCCACCACUUUCUCUCGUGCAGCCGAGGCACUUUAUCGUCUCCAAAGCUCGUCUCCAGAAGCAUGUCCUCAGACAUGCAGCCACGGUGCGAUGAAGCCGACCAAAAGACGCCACCAGCCUGACGGUAUGAAAGCAGUGGCCAUGGCGUUAGACCAUGAAGCUGGAGCCAGACACGCUCAUCGCUUCCUCCAGUCAAAGAAAGUCUGCGUGGUGCUAGGCUGAACGCACACUUCUCCGAAUAUGUCAACCGAGCACAAGAAAGCCCAACGGACCGCUUAACACUCGCUGUUCCAUCUGAGUAGGAGGUGGCAACAAAAGACCAAAUGCCAUGGAUGUAUUCAAUUUCACAUACUGGAAUGCCUCUGAAGGCAAUGACACAGAAGUUGUGGAAGAGAAGGAAAGCGCCUACAAGACUGUGGAGGUGGUGUUCAUCGUCUUGGUGGCCGGUUCGCUCAGUCUGGUUACAGUUAUUGGAAAUAUCCUGGUCAUGCUAUCCAUCAAAGUUAAUAGGAACUUACAGACCGUCAACAACUACUUUUUAUUCAGCCUUGCAUGUGCUGACCUCAUUAUUGGACUGUGCUCCAUGAACUUGUACACAGUCUACAUAGUAAUAGGCUACUGGCCCCUGGGGCCGGUGGUGUGUGACUUGUGGUUAGCCUUGGACUAUGUUGUCAGCAAUGCGUCUGUCAUGAAUCUUCUCAUCAUAAGCUUUGACAGAUACUUCUGUGUCACCAAACCCCUCAGCUACCCCGUCAAAAGGACCACCAAAAUGGCGGGAAUGAUGAUUGCUGCAGCCUGGGUCCUAUCUUUCAUCCUCUGGGCCCCUGCUAUUCUCUUCUGGCAGUUCAUUGUCGGCGGACGGACAGUACCUGAGAAGGAGUGCUACAUCCAGUUCUUUUCCAAUGCUGCUGUCACUUUUGGCACAGCCAUUGCUGCCUUUUACCUGCCCGUCAUCAUCAUGAUUCAGCUCUACUGGCAGAUCUCCAGAGCGAGCAAAAGCCGCGUGAAGAAGGAUAAUCGCAAGCCCUCAGGAGCCAACCCAGAACCUGUGUCACCUGGUCAGAGGGGGAACAACUCACCAAAACCCAACAAUAACAAUGUGCCAGGGGAGGAUGCAGGGCAUUCCCAGAACCAGAACACUGAGGAUGGGGCUAACCAGCAUGAUGGCAAACUGCAGAAUGGCAAAGGACCUUCCUCCACCACCGCCGAGGGAGAAACCGAGGGUGACGAUGCGGCAAGGGAGAACUGUGCUCCUGGAGAGGAGAAGGAGAGCUCCAAUGACUCCACGUCUGGCAGUGUGGCUGCUUCCAACCAGAAGGAUGAGGAACCUGCACCAUCCACGGCCAACUCCAGUGCCGAAACAAGCCAGCCGCUCCCUCGUCAGCGGGCCAAGGCCGGAGGCUCCAAGCUGACCUGCAUCAAGAUCAAAACUAAAUCACCCAAGGGCGACUGCUACACGCCAUCUAAUGCCACCGUCGAGAUUGUCCCGACCUCGGAGCGGCAGAACCACGUGGCACGGAAGAUCGUGAAGAUGACGAAGCAACCGCCAAACAAGAAGAAGAAAGGGCCACCAUCACGGGAGAAAAAAGUUACCCGCACCAUAAUGGCCAUCCUGGUAGCUUUUGUAGCCACCUGGACUCCUUAUAACGUGAUGGUGCUUAUUAACACCUUUUGCUCCAGCUGCAUCCCCAACACAGUGUGGACUAUUGGUUACUGGCUGUGCUACAUCAACAGCACCAUCAACCCGGCCUGCUACGCGCUGUGCAAUGCCACAUUUAAAAAGACAUUCAAACACCUUCUCCUCUGCCAGUAUAAAAAUAUUCGGUCGGCCAGAUAAAUACAGGCCACUUGGGAGGAAGCACUGAAGUAUGAGUUGCCUCUGUGUGUGUUCGUGUGUCCUCCAUAAAUAUGUGUAUGAGUGUCUGUGGCAGAGGUUCAUAUGGUAAAGACUGCAAGAGUACAUUUAAAAAUCACUUUCCAUCCUUUAAUCAUUAGUUUUCCAGUUUCUCUCAAAAACCGGUUGUAGCACUUUACACAAAUCCAACUGAAGCCAGUUGCAUUGAGAUGUGUUGUGCAGGAGCAGCAUAGAUAAGGAAGGCUGUGAAAAAAUCUGUGUUAUUGAGAGUUGUAAGCUCAAAAAAACGAGUGCGUGUUAAACAGGGAAUGACAAUCGGCUGAUUAAAAAAAUGACAAAGAGCAGAGGAAAUAAUCUGCGCUGUACGAAAACACAGGAAAACUUCAAAAUGGGAAAAUAGGGCUGACUGAAUUUACAAACCUCAGAAGUUUUAAGUUCAGUGAAGACACCUGUAGAUAACUGUACAUAUCGGUGUAUAUUCUAUGUAUGUGUGCACACAUAGGUGUGUGCUGGCUCUGCGUUUGUGGUGCACACCCACUUGUGCCCCUCUGCCUGCCUUCUGUCGGUCUGUGAUCAUCAUCAUGGCACUUCCAACCAGCAACAUGUAGAAUCAGUUUGGGCCUUUUUCUGUGUAGAUUGCCUCUGACGUGUUCACAUCAGGACAGGAAGCUAUUCCAUCCAACAAAGAGUCCCAAUGGGAAUGAGAUGCCAUCAAUAGAUGACUAAAUAUAUUGAAGUUUCAUUUGUUAGCUUUUGACAUUGACCCGAACAACUCAUUGCCAGAAAUAACUAUGAGCCUAACAAUAGGGGUGAAUGCAACUUUUUUGCACUUACAGCAUUGAAAAUACCUCUGUUUUAGUAAUCAACUAUAUAUUUAUUCAAAAAAAUGGCAUACUGAAGUACAACAAUUCAUUUGGUCCUGUCUAACUGAGGAUGGACCCCCCCAUCGUAAACACAUUCUCACGACAACUCGUCACACACAGAUGCCUGGUCAUGACCCUUGCCAUGAAUUUUAAUCGCACCGACUACCACUAUAGUGUAUUAUUUCAACAUUUUUGGGUGAAGUAGUGCAUUGAAUAUCAUUUAGGCUGGUAAGGCCCAUUGCACAUCCCAGGUAGCACCAUUAUUGUUUUGCAUUCGUCACUUUACUGAAGCCAACCAUUUCAUAGGAUAAAUCUGGAAUGAAUUAAACAUUCAGACAAAUGACGUGCAGUGGGUGAUUGUCCCAGUGAAUUAUAGCACAUUUUUAAUAAUAAAAUGCCACUGGGUGGAAGUCAUUAACCGCCACAGAAAUCUCUGUCAUGGUGGCCCUCUGCCAACUAAACACCACAACGCUCUGUCCUUACCAAUGCAGAACUCCCCGUAGUCCGAGCCUCAAAACAAAUCAAUUGUAGUCCUCCACCUCAUCAUGUAGCAAAAGGCUCAACCUGGUGGUGCAGCCAGUUACUACAUCUAACGCACAAUUUUUUUUGAUGUGCAUGCCUUUAAUCAUCUGCCUAUCACCUAAUAUAGUGACAAUGGAUAAAGCAGUCAUUAGCAACCCUACAUAGUUCACUUUUUGUUCAUCUUUUUUGCCACUGUUUGGUUAAGUUUAGACAACAAAAUUACUUGGUUAGGCUUUGGUAAACUUUCUAGUUUGCUUUAAAAUAACUUUUUUCUAAAGAUUAACAAGACAAAAUCUUCCCAUCUCUUCUAUUUUCAUUCCUACUACUGUGACAGGUCCUGACACAUCUACCAUAUGAUUAGUUCUAAAUAUGAGCAACAGUGACAACAGCAGAACAGUACAUUUAGAUAAUUGCACGCUAAUUGCAGCCUAUUCUGAAAGUUUUGUAGAAAUCUCUUGGAUUAACCUGCAAGUUGAAUUAAAAAGAAAAGCCGAAAGGGACAUGGUGUGUCUAACAUUGAUACCAUAAGAGUCAGGAAUAACUGUACGUCUGUGACAAGUUGGGAGUGAGAUUGAGUUGCCACAUUUGAAAGAAAUGCUCAACUUUUUGGAAAAUAUAUACCAGAGUAUCAGAUGGAUGGUUAGCUUCAUGUAGCAUAACGAAUGGACACAGGGGAGACUUCUAAUUCUUUCUGAUUAACACGCUAUAUCUGAUUUAUUGUUUUCUGAGGGCAGAUUUUUUUGUUUCCAUGUAGAUAUGUUCUUGUCACUGCACCCAUCCACACGUAACCGUCAUGAAUCUACUACAAGUUACAUGUUUCGGAUUAAAAUUCAUUCUUAAAAACACCAAUUUGCUGAAGACAGCCUUUCGUGUACCAUUGCGGGGAAUAACCAAACAGCUGUAAGUGUAAAAACAAACAGACCCAACAACAACAGCUGUGACUAAACCAAAAGAAGAAGAAGAAACGUGUCAUGAGAUUGUUCAGUCGCACUCUUUGAUUUUGCCAUCCACACGCAAACCGCAUCACUUCGGCUUUUACUGCUGACAGGAUGUCGGAUGUUUAUUUUAUGGCAGCUAUUAAGAUAUUUAUGUUUGCAGUCAAGUUACCCAACACUGCGAAGAACCCGCCUGCUCAGUGAGUGAAACAGGUGGUUGGAGCUCAGAGCUGUCCUUUAUUAUUUCUGUCUGUGGGUUGGAAAGCAUUUUGCGGUGUUUGCUUUUGUGUGCGUGUGUGGAUGAGUGAGUGGGAGACGUGCUUUGAUUCUACUUGAUUAGUGGAUUGAUGUCACAGAGUGUAGUGUACAGUACAGAUGAUGAUGAUUGUGAAGGUGUGUGUGGGUACCCAUGCGUGAGGUGUGUGUGUGUGUGGGUAUCGAUGCUGACGCGUGUUUGCGUUGCUCCAAGAAUGGAGUUUACUUCUGAUCACAGGUCACUGCCUCGUGAUUGAAAAAAGGGCUAUUUCUCCGUCUUUAGAUGUUCUGUGGCUCAUUCUCUUUGUUAAUUUCAGAACAACUAACAUUUAAUUACCUCUAUGGAAACCCCCUUUCUUAAAUUACACGCGAUAAACAGUUUAGUGUUUGUCUUAAUGACGGAAGAAAUUAGAAAAUAUCAAUUUGCUAUAAGACGUGUUCUGCGUAUUCAUGCGUGUCAUCCGUCAUUUCAGCUCAUUAGACGAUUCUCAGCUACAGUAAUGCAUGCUCACCAGUUGUAGUGAUGAAUAUGUAGGAGCAUUUUGCCAUCAGGAGGUUGCCACAGUGGCUGGUAGGGGGGCUUUGUAAAGAAUUACGCCUGCACCAACAGCUCCUCAAGGCUCUCAUUUUAAAGAGAGAUCUGGGACGGAUCCUAUAAUGAAAACUCACCAAGAGGCUGAUCAGAUUAUGGGACGAUGUGGAACACCUACAUUUGAGAUGAAAGACUGCCCAUUAUACGCUCAGCUUGUGCUACACGGCCAUGCCCCACUUAGCGCUCCGCUCGGUCCUGAUCCUGUUAUAGUCUCUAACUCUUCUAAGGUCACGAAUGUAAUGUAAAUAUCACAUGUGCAGUCAUAAACCCGCUCUAUUAUUCAUUAGUAUUUCUUUCUCCUGCUCCACUUAUUGCCUUCUUUGCUUCAAAUAGCACGUCGGCUCUCCAGUUCAUAUCGGUGGUUGCAGGAGUAUUCAGAUUCUGCACUUGAGCAAAAUGCCACAGAGGCGUCCUCUGCUGAUUUGACAUGUCCAAGUCAGUUUACUGGUGUCAGAUCAGAUUGCACUGCCUGUGAAAAUGGCUGCAUAAUGUCUUCUGUGGUUCUGGAGGAGAUGUGUCAAGUCUGAUCAAAUUCCUCAAGUGAUGCCGCACCCAGGUGACCAGACUCAGGCCUGGAAGACUAUUUUACUAAACAAACAGCCUGUGCUGGGACUAUGAGGUUUAAAACAGCACUGUUAUAUUGAAUAAUGUGAAGUGUAAGACACUUUAUAUCAUCUGGUUAGUUAUUGGAGUGUGACCUCAGGCUGCAUUAGUGUCGGCCAUUUUUGUUCUACUGUGCUGGACCCUUAAUUUAAUGAACAUGUAGGCCUGAAUGAAUUUGACGAUUAACCCUCUGAACCCUAAGCCGGGUCUGGGCAUGUCACUUUUUCACUCAUGGUGGGCUCAUUUUUUCAGAGCAUUGCAAAUUCAUACACCUCUUUUGAAGCAACACAACCAUGACUAGAGGUAGAGGGAACUCAAAACUAUAGACUGUGCAGUGUAAGAUAGUUAAAAUGGCAUAAAUCUUAAGAAAGAAAGAAAAAGUUACCAAUACUGAUGGGAAGUAUGAACUCUACAUACAUUUUUGUUUCCAUACUUCCACAACCAUUUAAAAGUUUGGGGUCACUUGGAAAUGUCUGUUUUUUUUUAAAGAAAUGCUUUUUAAUCGGGAAAUACAGUCUAGACAUUAUGAAUAUGGCAAAUGACUAUUCUAGCUGGAAAUUUCUAAUGGAUUAUCUCCAUAGAGGUACAGAGGAACAUUUCCAGCAACCAUCACUCCUGUGUUCUAAUGUGUUAGCUAAUGGUGUUGAAAGGCUCAUUGAUGAUUAGAAAACCCUUGUGCAGUUAUGUUAGCACAUGAAUGAAAGUGUGAAUUUUCAUGGAAAAUCUGAAAUUGUUUGGGUUACCCCACACUUUUGAACGGUAGUGUAUCACUCCACUAAAACACAGCCUGCAGUUCAGCCAAGAAGUCCCAUCAUUUUCAUCGAAGCAUGAUGGCUUCACAGCUGCAUCUAGGAGGGUGGAAUUUUUAAUGAAAUAUCAGUCUUUAGAAGUCCGUGUCAGAGAUGAGUAGUUCAAAUCUGACCAUUUUUUCCCCCAGUUUUUACACUUGGAGGUUCUGUGUAAUGGUGUCAUUUUGACACUUUUUAAAGAACACAUGGCUUUGAAACCUACUGGUGAGUUUAGGAGUUCAGAGACGUAAUUGUUAACCCAGACUAUAUCAAACUGACUGAGAAAAUAAUCAACAAAUGAAUGAAUUGAGUUGCAGCUCCAUGAAUUUGCAGUACUGGAUGGCUUGAACAUUCCUUUUGGUGAAAUCAUAUAGGAGUUAGCAAAGUGUGCUUAAGUAUCAAACGCACAUGUACUUACAGGCAGAUUCAAAUUCAGUGCACUUUUUUUUUGCUCAGUUCAGUAAAUAUCUUCUCACAGUCCACUAGAUGUCCAUAAUGUGUGUGCUGAAAAAUAUCCUACAUUACGCUGUAAAUCUAUGCCACUCUUUAAAUAUUUAUAGUGUAGAGUCAUACUAGUGGUAAAUGUGUAAACUUGUAGCAUUAAAUGUUGAGUACAUUGCAAACCAACACAAAGGGGGUCCUCGACUUACCGUUGGCUAUGGCCCACAGUAGUCUGUGUGAAGGCUCAAUAAAUGACCAGAGAACCAGAUGAAGUCUCACUCAUUCAUCACAGAAUGCCACUACAAUAUGUUACACUGUUUUUGCAGCUUGACUGUUGCUCACACCCUGGUCCAAGCAUAUCUAAUUUAACUUCCAUGGAGGUGGAUUCCCUUUUCGUUGAAGCACUCCCAUCAGAAGAGUCUGACUUACACUUGGGAGCCAUAAUGAAGGGCAAAAAGUGAGAAAAUGUAACACAAUCCAAGGUGGUGUACAACCAGUGAAUGUAAACAAAGCCGCCUGAUAAGAUGCGUGACGAAGUAAUCGUCCGCUCUGCUUAGUUCCAACCAGGUCCAACGUGAUGAUGAAACACCGUAGGUCGAUGUCGUAAACCGAGGACCCCCUGUAUUUUUCAUAUGCACAGUUUAGCAGUCAUGACUCAUCACUCAUUGUCGUCUUCUGCAAAACUUAGUAGAAUUACAAAGUAGCAUAACAUAUCCUAACAGAAAAGUAUCUCAAAGUUUUAUUUAUAAGUACAUAGCUUUUACACGUCGUCGUCCUUCCACUCCCGUUCCUCGAUCACGGAUGGUCCACAUUUAUCUGAGAAGCUUCAGCAGGAACUGAGGCAUCCAUCCGAGUUCAUCAUCCAACCAUCCGUCACGGUGAUAAGUGGAGCCACGUCUGUCUGACAUCUGUCACACAUCUCAGUAGUGAGCAAAGAGCCUCCCAGAAUAUCUGAUUAAUCUUCGCUAAGCUGUCGUUUGAGUGAUACCAGCGGGGGAGUAAGUGGCUCACAGCUCGAGCGGUGGUCCAGGGGUCUCAGUUUGAGCAGCUGCUUGGGUGUUUGAUGAAAGGUGAUGGCAGUUUAUCACCUCCUGGAGCGGCGAAACGCUGUGAUGCAUUCGGAACGCCCCCUCCCCCCCAAAAGUGCUUACCGCAGUUGUCACCAUCUUGUGCACUUUGCAGGUGAGGGCCAGAGUUCUCGUAAACGGUUUCGCUCAUCCGGGUCUUGUUGCCAAGCUGUUGAACAGAUGAGAACAGGCCUUGUCUGGAAAUAAAAUGGGAGAGGCUCGUGACAGAACCAGAGAGCGUUGUUGGGUGACAUUGAAAGAUUACUGCUUACGUGCAUGCAAGGGGAGAAAACUGGCUGAUGGCCCCAAGGGGCAUUUUGUACAUAUGAAACAGAUAAGCUGUAGUCAUGGUUACAAGGGAAGUUGAGGGAAAGAGGGGGGAAGCUGGGGUGUCUGUCAGCGACGAUAUCCAAAGCUCGGGGAUCACACAGCAAGUGGACCAUGUUUGGAGAAGCUAUUGCUGCUAUUACUGCGCGGUUCAGCCAAAGGUUUUUGCAGCUGGAAUUUGAGUGUCUCAGACGAAACCUGCCGCCGGGUGUAAACACAGUGUGAUCCAGCACCUUUUUAUUGUCUCAUUCUACUGUUGUGCGAAUAAAGAUGCAUCAUUUCUCACCUUUGCGGUUAUAGGGUCGUAACGUUUUACGAGUCCAUUUUGCAUUCGUAUGUGGGUGUCCAUCUGUCUGACAUGACUAAAAUAAACAGUCUCCUGUUGUAAUCAACGGAUCAUAAUGUGCCGUCAGAGCUAGCUGGGCUCCUGUUCAUACGGCUUAUGUCAAAGGGCUACGCUCCUUCUACGGAGUACAUACGACAUGUAAUCAGAGACGGCUGCAAAUUUCAAGCUUUCUCUGGCUUCACUCUUGGGACUGUUUCGCUUGAGAAUAAUCUGAACGAUCUUGAGCAGCCGUGGAGAUGUGGAAAAAAAGAUUGAGCGGCUUGUCCACGCUGUGAGAAGAAAGCAUAUAUCGCCGGAUUGUACGGAGCAAUUUGAAGUGCCUUAUCGAUGGUGACAUAAACAAAUUGCUCUUUUAUCCUUAAAAUCCCCCUGUUGUAUCUUCAGAGUGUCUGAGCUGAAAGUUGUGGAUUGUGCAUUAAGGAGUGUGUUAUUCAGCCUCUUUUCUUCUUCUUCUUUUCCACAGCUCUGAGCUCCCAUUACUGUAAUUUCCAUCUUAACUCUGACCGUCUGAUUGCAGAGGCGAGGAAAGUUUAGACUGAACAAUCUGAAAUGAUCAUCGCAAGGCCUUUUCGAAGUAAUUUAUCCCCCCAAAAAAGUGACACAGUUCAAUGCUAUCUUGUGAGCACAGGGGGGCUGUUUUUGAUUGAUUCCCCCUCCAGUAUGCCGUAUUUCUUAUAUAAGAAAUUGUGCUUCCCUGUGCAAAACCUGUGUGUCAUCAUGUCUGGAUCGGCGCUGUCAUUCCAGUGUGUGUGUGUGUGUGUGUGUGUGUGUGUGUGUGUGUGUGUGUGUGUGUGUGUGUGUGAGAGCAUCUCGCUGUGUGGCGUUUUAUUUUUUCUAAAUGGCAUCCUGAGCAUGAAGACAGCAGAUUGGACAAAAUAUCACGGCACACAUCAGGGAGGCUGCACGCGGCGUGAUUGUCUCCGUCAUCACUCCUUCCUCUUUAAACAAUUCUUUCAAUAGUAACAAGCUUCCAAAGACUCACUCAGACACUACUGGAAUACGUGUAGAUACAUGAUUAUCCCACAUUUUCUAUCACAUUUUUGUAAAUCUGCUUGUACAAAGUCAAAAUGUAGAAUUACAAAUGAGAUUAUGUUCAGUGUACAGCCAGAAGUUUCCUUUUUUGGGGGAAAAAUGUUAUUUAAAAUCUUUACAGAUAUGAAUAUUGUGGAUUAUGAAAGUAAAAAGUAUAAAUAUAUGUGCAUUUUUUUGGAUUCCUGUGUUGCAAGAAUGAAACGAGCAACUGGAUCCAACUUUUUUUCCCCACAUUGGAGCUGCUUUCCAGGGGAUUUGAAGCGAUGAGUGACUUCUGCAGCCAGAAAGAGGGGGAAAAAAAUGACUUGGAAACCUGAGAGGAGCACAAAAAAAAGCUAAAACUAGUUUCAGCGUGGCCCAAAAGCCCAGCGGCAAGGGCUUCAUUUUGAUUUUCACCUGUAAAUUUAUGAGGCUUCGCACUCACCUCGGGAAGAAGCUGGACACACUUUCUAACUUUUGCAAUUUUAACACCCCGGGGAGAAGGUGUUUUUGUCGAGCAACCCGACGUGUGGUGAAGGAUUUGAGUCGUUUGGCCCCGUCCGAACUUCAAGGGGUCGCGUGGAUUUAAAAAGUUGGCAAAGAAAAAAAUGUUUUAAAAAAAACAAACAAAAGAGAAAUCAGUAGCCUGCUGCAAGUGUUAAAUGUACAUUCAGGUGUUCUUUUUUUUAUUUUUCAUUUGCUUCUGUACGUAGAUGUUCACGUGUAUUCACUCACUGUGGCUUGUGGCUUCUCUUGCAAUAGGAAAAAGUAAAUUCAACAGUCUAUUGUUUGCAUUGUAUAUAUCUAUAUGACAAUACAUUCUGUGUAAUUCAGAUGCGGUACAUUUGAAAUGUACAUACACAUGUUUAAUAGCUACUAUCUGAAUGUUUCCCUCCCCUAUACCUCCCCUCUCCUCAUUUAUUCUCCCUUCCCUUUUCCUCCCCCCACUAGGAUACUCCCUGUACAGUAACAAUGGUAUUGAUUUCCGUUUUGAUGCAUUCUUGAUUGAUUAUUUGUUCCGGACAAUGACUCUGAGUGUUAUCAUCACCGGCCACCUAUGGCACUGUAAAAAUGAUCAGUGGUUACAUUGUGCCAUAUUCCUCUCAGAAUGAAAUUCCAAUAAAAAUGUAUGAAAUGUG
Molecule: messenger RNA, 10833 nt
Organism: Acanthochromis polyacanthus (spiny chromis)
Lineage: Eukaryota; Metazoa; Chordata; Actinopteri; Pomacentridae
Gene: chrm2a
Product: cholinergic receptor, muscarinic 2a
Exons: 3
Coding region: 418-1926 (502 amino acids)
Biological process (GO): adenylate cyclase-activating adrenergic receptor signaling pathway; regulation of heart contraction
Cellular component (GO): plasma membrane
Molecular function (GO): G protein-coupled acetylcholine receptor activity
Source: RefSeq, a predicted model, not a curated record